ACGGCGCCGCGCGGUUAGUUCGAAUCAGCCCUGCACAGGCGCGCGCCGCUUCUGGGUUUUGUGCAGCGGCGGUCGUGGGGCAGCCGCUCAGGCUGGUCACAUUAAGAAGCAAUGGACAACUACACAAAAAUAGAGAAGAUUGGUGAAGGUACCUAUGGCGUUGUAUAUAAAGGCCGACAUAAAGCCACAGGCCAGGUGGUUGCCAUGAAGAAAAUUCGACUAGAAAGUGAGGAGGAAGGAGUUCCCAGUACAGCAAUCCGAGAAAUUUCCUUAUUAAAAGAGCUGCAUCAUCCCAACAUAGUCUGUCUUCAGGAUGUGCUUAUGCAAGAUUCAAGACUGUACCUCAUCUUUGAAUUCCUUUCUAUGGAUCUCAAGAAAUAUUUGGACUCUAUUCCAACUGGCCAGUAUCUGGAUCCCAUGCUUGUAAAGAGUUACUUGUACCAAAUUUUGCAAGGCAUUGUAUUUUGUCACUCGAGGAGGGUUCUACACAGGGACUUAAAGCCUCAGAACUUGUUAAUAGAUGACAAAGGAGUAAUUAAACUGGCAGACUUUGGAUUGGCCCGAGCCUUUGGAAUUCCUGUCCGGGUCUACACACAUGAAGUUGUGACACUGUGGUACAGAUCUCCAGAGGUGUUGCUAGGAUCUGCUCGUUACUCUACGCCUGUAGAUAUAUGGAGUAUAGGCACAAUAUUUGCUGAGCUGGCGACUAAAAAACCGCUCUUCCAUGGGGACUCUGAAAUUGAUCAGCUCUUCAGAAUCUUCAGAGCUUUAGGGACUCCCAACAACGAGGUGUGGCCGGAAGUGGAAUCCUUGCAGGAUUAUAAGAACACAUUUCCCAAGUGGAAACCUGGCAGUCUGGCAUCUCAUGUGAAAAACUUAGAUGAAGAUGGAUUAGACUUACUUUCUAAAAUGUUGAUUUAUGAUCCUGCAAAAAGAAUUUCUGGCAAAAUAGCCUUGAAUCAUCCAUAUUUUGAUGACUUGGACAAAUCCAAUCUUCCAGCCAGUCAGAUUAAGAAAUUCUAGAUCUUCAUUGGACUAAAAAUCAACCGGAGUCAUAUGACUGAAAAAAAUUGUGAUAUUUUUACUAUUAAGUCUGUCAAAUAUGUUUUGUACGUGUCUGUCACCUAUCUACUCUAAAACUUGCCACUGUACUUAGCGACCUGGUUUAAAUGUUAUCUUCAUGUAAAUAUUAACCUAUAAUUAGUGCUGAAUUUAAUACAAUGCAAAUAUUGCUGCUAUUAAUGCAGUCCACUGUUUCUAUAAAUAAAGCUUUAAAUCCAGUAA
Gavialis gangeticus (Gharial) is the source of this 1284-nucleotide messenger RNA. It is a transcript of the gene CDK1, whose product is annotated as cyclin dependent kinase 1. The transcript is spliced from 8 exons. The record is from RefSeq and is a predicted model, not a curated record. Lineage: Eukaryota; Metazoa; Chordata; Crocodylia; Gavialidae. Gene Ontology annotation, cellular component: nucleus. The coding region runs from base 112 to 1023 and encodes 303 amino acids. Gene Ontology annotation, biological process: mitotic G2 DNA damage checkpoint signaling; G2/M transition of mitotic cell cycle; protein phosphorylation. Gene Ontology annotation, molecular function: ATP binding; RNA polymerase II CTD heptapeptide repeat kinase activity; cyclin-dependent protein serine/threonine kinase activity.